This is a messenger RNA of Stylophora pistillata, 1598 nucleotides long. RefSeq names its product uromodulin. Lineage: Eukaryota; Metazoa; Cnidaria; Anthozoa; Scleractinia; Pocilloporidae. The record is from RefSeq and is a predicted model, not a curated record.
ACGUUCUGAACAUGGUUCUCAAGGCAAUUGUUUGCGUCCUUCUCGCGAGUCAAGUAUUUAGUAUUGACGUCAUAGACUAUGUGCCCGUCGGAUGUUACAACGACAUACGCUCAGAUAGGGCCUUGCCUACAAUGCUCGCAAACUAUCGCGUGGAAAAUGCAAAAUGGCCAGAUAUCUUGGACUGGAGUGAUUUGGAAAACUCUGUCAUAAAAAGAUGCGCCACUAAGGCUAAAGAAAGGGGCUUUUCAUUUUUCGGAGUCCAAUUCUAUGGAGAGUGUUGGAGUGGAUCAGCAGGUCAAAGUACCUAUACUAAACACGGUUUAUCAAAGAGAUGCACCACGACAGCUCCAUAUGUGGGAAAAGCUAACGCUAACUUGGUGUACAUGCUUACUGAAGAAAAUGAAUGUAAAACCUACAACAUUCUUGACGACGCCUCCCGAUCUCAGUUUCAUGUAACUUACUUUGAACACCCGAUUAGAUGCGACGAUGGAAAGUUGGAUGAAAACCGCUGGUAUAGAUUUACUGGCCAAUCAGGAACUGCAAUGGCAGACAAAUGUGUCCCAUCCAGCAGGUGUCAGACUCUUGGUACAGGAUGGUAUUGGUUUGAAAGGCAGAUAAAGGGUCAAACCUUAACAAAGCUUUGUUGCAACCCAACAGCAAUGAUCACUCCUCGGUUUCUUUUGUUGCAGGUAUUUCUUAGUUGUUUAACAGCGGCUAAAGACAAUGAGAAAAUUGAUUUACUCCAAGAUGACGAAGACUUUCAUUAUGAACAAAUUGGUUGCUUUGCGGACAAAUUAAACGUACCCAGGCCAUUACCACUUCUAGUCAAGAACUAUCGCUCCCGACCGUAUCAAAUCGAUUGGAAUAACAUAAAUAACACGAUACGAGCCUGUGCCAAAGAAGUAAAGAAGGCCGGUUAUGUAUACUUUGGUCUUCAGUUCUACGGCGAAUGCUGGAGUGGACCACUGGCACACUUGACUUAUGACGAAGAUGGAGAGUCGACGCGAUGUGAAAAUGGUGUAGGAAAGCGAAGGGCUAAUUUCGUGUACCGGCUCGUUUCAAAAGAAUGUAAAGAAUACCGCGUUCUCCAAGCACCUGACCGGUCGAUUCAUCACUCUUAUACUCCUUCGGCCCCGUGCGAUAUCGGUCUCAAGCCCUCGUGGUACCGAUUUCAAGGCCGUGCGGGCACGGCUAUCGCCAACAGUUGCCCUAGUAGGUUCAAAUGCGGGACCAUCGUACCUGGAUGGCUUAACGGGCCACUUCCUUCCGUUCAAGAUGGAAUUGUGUCUAGACAAAUUUGCUUUCAUCAAGACAGAAACUGCUGCUUCACGAAGACCCAAGCUAGAGUUCGUAAUUGCGCAGGAUUUUACGUCUUCUAUCUUACAUCAACGCCAUAUUGUCAAUUGAGAUACUGUGGCAAUGGAAAAAUAGGUUGAAGUUCCAGGUAGUUUGCAUGGGACUCCAUAGGAUGUGAUACGCAAGGAAGUAAAAUUGUUGGCUUCGAAUUUUUGUUUCGGUUUUUAUUUUUUUUUUUCCAAUCAUUUAUUUAUUGAUUUUGAUCAAUUUCAGAAAACACAAUAAAGUUGCAGUUGAAUAGA